Molecule: messenger RNA, 5308 nt
Organism: Sapajus apella (tufted capuchin)
Lineage: Eukaryota; Metazoa; Chordata; Mammalia; Primates; Cebidae
Gene: VANGL2
Product: VANGL planar cell polarity protein 2
Exons: 8
Coding region: 493-2058 (521 amino acids)
Biological process (GO): Wnt signaling pathway, planar cell polarity pathway; multicellular organism development; establishment of planar polarity
Cellular component (GO): plasma membrane
Source: RefSeq, a predicted model, not a curated record
UCCGCCGCCGGCUCCCGAUCUGAUUCCUGAUCCCUGAUUCCUUGGUCCUGGGUCCCGCCAUGGGAGCCUGAGCGCCCCCUAUUCCCCCCUGGCCCCCAGCCCCCGGGGCCUUGAGGGGGAAGAGGCAGCGGUCUGGGACGGAGCCGGGGGUGACCAGACUCAAGAGCCCCCCCAACACCUCUCAUCGCCCGCGCCGCCUGUCCGGGAGCGCCGAGUUCGGAGCGACCCGGAGCGCUGCGGAUACAAAGGCGACGGGCCGAGCGCGGCGCCCGCGGAGCCCACCCGGCAGUUCGCAGCGGCGGGAUCGUCGCUGGAUUUUCUCUGAGACAAGCCCACCCGUCCAGCAAAAUAGAGUCCCUCAGGGUGACAGUUGACUUCCUGAAGGUGCCUCUUGGCCUGAAGAAGCCGGUGCUGAAGGAGGUGGCUGUGGGGCCCCCCAAGAGGCCCCAGCCUGCGGCCCUGGAGCGCUACAAGGCGCGGCGUUCAGACGCCAUGGACACCGAGUCCCAGUACUCGGGAUACUCCUACAAGUCGGGCCACUCCCGCAGCUCCCGCAAGCACAGGGACCGCCGGGACCGACACCGCUCUAAGAGUCGAGAUGGGAGUCGAGGGGACAAGUCGGUGACAAUCCAGGCUCCCGGGGAGCCCCUGCUGGACAAUGAAUCCACACGAGGGGAUGAGCGGGAUGACAACUGGGGGGAAACAACGACAGUAGUAACGGGCACCUCAGAGCACAGCAUCUCCCAUGAUGACCUCACGCGCAUCGCCAAGGACAUGGAGGACAGUGUCCCGCUGGACUGCUCCCGUCACCUGGGUGUGGCAGUGGGGGCCACCCUGGCGCUGCUUUCUUUCCUCACACCGCUGGCCUUCCUGCUGCUGCCCCCACUGCUGUGGCGGGAGGAGCUGGAGCCCUGCGGGACAGCCUGCGAGGGCCUCUUCAUCUCCGUGGCCUUCAAGCUGCUCAUCCUGCUGCUGGGCAGCUGGGCUCUGUUCUUCCGCCGGCCCAAGGCCUCGCUGCCCCGCGUCUUUGUGCUGCGUGCCCUGCUCAUGGUGCUGGUCUUCCUGCUCGUGGUCUCCUACUGGCUCUUCUAUGGUGUGCGCAUCCUGGAUGCCCGGGAGCGCAGCUACCAGGGCGUGGUGCAGUUCGCCGUGUCGCUGGUGGACGCCCUCCUUUUCGUGCACUACCUGGCCGUGGUCCUGCUGGAGCUGCGCCAGCUCCAGCCUCAGUUCACGCUUAAGGUCGUGCGCUCCACCGAUGGCGCCAGCCGCUUCUACAACGUUGGCCACCUCAGCAUCCAGCGCGUGGCAGUGUGGAUCCUGGAGAAGUAUUACCAUGACUUCCCUGUCUACAACCCUGCCCUCCUCAACCUGCCCAAGUCCGUCUUGGCCAAGAAAGUGUCUGGCUUCAAGGUGUAUUCCCUCGGAGAGGAAAACAGCACCAACAACUCCACUGGCCAGUCUCGGGCUGUGAUCGCAGCGGCAGCUCGGAGGCGGGACAACAGUCACAAUGAGUACUACUAUGAGGAGGCUGAGCAUGAGCGAAGGGUGCGCAAGAGGAGGGCCAGGCUUGUAGUGGCGGUGGAGGAGGCCUUUACUCACAUUAAGCGGCUGCAGGAAGAGGAGCAGAAGAACCCCAGGGAGGUGAUGGACCCCCGGGAGGCAGCCCAAGCCAUCUUUGCAUCCAUGGCCCGUGCCAUGCAGAAGUACCUUCGGACCACCAAGCAGCAGCCCUACCACACCAUGGAGAGCAUCCUGCAGCACCUUGAAUUCUGCAUCACGCACGACAUGACGCCCAAGGCCUUCUUGGAGCGAUACUUGGCGGCCGGGCCUACCAUCCAGUACCACAAGGAACGCUGGCUGGCCAAACAGUGGACACUGGUGAGCGAGGAGCCGGUGACCAACGGGCUCAAGGAUGGCAUCGUUUUCCUCUUAAAACGCCAGGACUUUAGCCUGGUGGUCAGCACCAAGAAGGUCCCAUUCUUCAAACUCUCCGAGGAAUUUGUGGAUCCCAAGUCGCACAAGUUUGUCAUGAGGCUGCAGUCGGAGACCUCAGUGUGACUGUGCAGCAGCAGGCGGAGUGGGAGACUUUGGGGGGCUCUGGAGGGGUGGGAGGGGGCUUGGUUCUCAGGCCCAGCCACAUUCCUGCCACCCUUCUUCUUGCUCUUGUUUUUGUUUUUUGCUUUUUACUUGAAUUAACUUACCCCACCUCUCUCCUCGCCUCUUCCUUAUUUUACCCCACGUGAACCUGGAGAGACCAUCCUGCUAUCAGCAGUACCUGGGAAGGACCCCCCAACAACUUUUGUGUUACUCCGGGCCUGCAGGAAUCAGUGCCUCUCUCCCUCUUCUUUCCCCAGACUACACUCUAUCCUGAAAGGGCCCAGGGCCCUGUGAUUGGACCUUCCCCUCCCGAGCCCCUACUCACAAACCCAAGUUCUUGUAGCAUUUCUCUCCAGUGACCCUAACGGGGUUUCUCUGGGGCACAUGGACGUGACUCCAGAGAGCCACAGUGCCAAACUCCUCCACGGCAGCGGCUGGCCCUCCUGUCCCUCACCCCAGCCACAACAAACCCUGGGUUGUGAGCCAGGGAUCCUUCUGUCACACAGCUCCGGUUAGGAAUCUCCUUGCCAGGAGCAUUUGCUUCCACACAUAUUGAAAGCAAAGAAGGAUCCCCUCCUUUUCCCAGAAAUCUCCACCUCAUGUUUUUGAUUUGUAUGGUCACGUGACCAUAGGCAAACAGGUGGAAACCCUCUGUGAUCACUUUUACCAGGGAAGGUACCUUUCUUCCAGUGUGUCUUUCCUAAUUAGCUUCUGAAGAGGAGGGCUGAACAGAUCCCUGAGGUUUUGGAGGGACCCCGUCACUGACCUGCUCCCUGACCCUACCCUCACCUUCGUCCCCACUCUUCCCAGUGAAGGGUGGUAUGCAGACUCCUGUACAGACUUAGCGGCUUGCAGACACUGAUCCGGCCCCUGUGGUCUUAGACAAAUGUUUUCAUUUUUGUCACCAGCCACCCCCGUCCUGCUGUCUUCUCUCGACUCCAGAGACCUGUUGCCUCAUCUCUUUUGGGGAAGAGCUGGCAGCUCCUCCUCGCCCCCUGCCUUAAGUCCAGUUCUUUGCCUCAGGGGUCUCCUUUCCUUGGCCUUCCAGGGUCCCUGCCCCUUCUCUCCCUGCCUGAUUCUCUGGGCUCUGGGCUCUGGACUCCCUCUGUAUUGCAGUGAGGGACCAGGAUUACUGCCUUUUGUAGGUACUUCACCCCUUACCCUGUUUUAGCUUCCAUAGUCUUUGCACCAAAUCCAAAUUCUUGAUAUUUUAGAUCUCAGUUUGAGCAAAAUUUGCUGGCCCUCUAAUAAAUAUUUUCAAUAUAAAUCAGAGCCUUUGACUCAAACAUUUUUGCCAAGGAGAAUAGAAUUAGGGAGUACCCAUAUACAUCCAGCCAGGAUCCACAUGGAGGACCGUUCUGGUGGCUGGAAUGACUGGGCCAGUCCUCUGAGUAACUCAGUGUCCCUUUAUAGGCCCUUCUUUCCCCUGGAAGACUCGUUGUUACUUACCUUGCAGAGCACAUCCUGGCAUAAGAUCCCCGGGGACUCCCUGUGUAGUGGCAGCCCUGGGAAUGAUGGAGCCUAGUGAUCGGCGUUUCUCCUGCUGUCCUUUCUGCAAAAGUUUACCUGUUCACCCACCACAUGCUAGUGAGGGGCUCAUCGGCCAGUGCUACCUUGUUCCCAAAGGGGUGGGUUGUGGAGCUCAUUUAGGCAGGGCUUCUGGCUAGGGCCGGGGUUAUGGGUUAGGCCGGUGUGAAAUACGUCCUGUUCUGGGGGCCUGUCUCUUUUCUUCUCGUUAAAAACCUGGUGUCAGAGGAGUCCCUUCUGAGUUACAUAAAUACCUCACUAUCCUGAAAAACAGGGCCUGGAUGGUGACUGGGGUCAUUGCCUUUGUGGGCAGGAUGGAGUGUGGUGUGGUCUGAGGAGCAGGUUCGGUUUGGGGUGAGGGAAAGGAUUUGGGAUCUUAGUUGCUGCCCUAGGUUGAGGGCUGGGGAGUGUUUAUUUUAAGAUCCUGCCAUGUUUUUAAUCACUGUGAUUUUUUUCAUUCCCGUUUUCUAAAUAAUAAUUUUUUCCUCCAACUCUCUCUCUAAGCACUAAGGGCUGUGACUGAGAAUGGUAGCAUUUGGGUCCUUUGCAUCAGAACUGUGGUAUCUUUGUCUUCUCUGAUGAUGAUUAUUAUUGUUGCUUUUUAAAAUGUCAGGAUGAAUUGUCAAAUGUAUGGCUGCGUGUUUGUCCUUUUCCUCUCCUCUGUGGGAAGUUGUCUCCAUGCUGUGAACUGCCGUGGGGUGUGCGGCUGACUCAGUCCGCCUGAGCAGUCUCCCCACUAUGCUGUCCCACCAUGCGCUGGAUCUGCUCAUUCUCCUGCUGCGGGGGUGUGCCCACCUCUUGCCCCCUUGUCACCAUAGGGCUUCUGUGGCUGGGCCUCUGCAGCACUCUCUUUUGUGUGACUCAUGGCAUCCUCGCUCAUCCCCACCGUGCCUAGCAGGCCUUCCUCUUCACCGCCUCGAAAUGCUUGCCCUCCCUCGCUCCACACCAGGUCACUGUGCCUCAGUCCUUCACCUACCUCGCCACUUGCCACUGUCCCCAUUGGUCCCUUUCUCCUAAACUAGUCUUCGUGCUCUCUUUGUUUUUUCUCAUUCAUUUCCCUCUUGUCUCUCAUCUUUUCGUCCCAUUCUCCUUCCAUUUCAGCCCUUAACUUUUUCUCUUCCCCAUCUCCACUCAGUAUUCCAAUGGCAAACCCUGAUACAACACCUGUGGUGAGACAUCGGGCUCUCCGGAACUUUCUCAGCUGACAGUCUUUUUCCCAGGGUUCGCGCUUCGCUUCUCCUCCAUUGGUCCCAGGUGAACUCCCCUGCUCCUCUGUGGUGUCUGUCAGUCUGUCUGUCUUCUCCCUCCUCUGCCCUUCCCACAGGACAGUAUCUGCUGAUGGAUUCAGUCCUGGUGUGUGAUUGUUGUUAAUUUGUUCUUCUGUGCGCAAAAGGAAGGGGGCUUUUUGAGUCCCUUCCAAGUGAGAUUGUAAAUGUAGAAUUUUCCACUGUUGGAUCUAGAUUUUUUUUUUCUUUUUUUGGGGGGUUACAGAGCUGAGACCUUGUGCAUGCAUGUAGAAAAUUGUAAAAUGUAAAUUUUUUUUUAAUAUAUAAAAAGCUUGUUUCUACAGUUUGCAGUGGAUCUAAACAUUAUGGCAAUUUUAGGGUUUUUUUUCUUAAACAUAGGAACUAAAACUGUACAAAUUUUUUUUAUAUAAAAUAAAGACAUUUGACUUUUGUGGGGG